UCUCUCCCUCCUCUUCUCUCCUCCUUGCCCGUCUCGGCUCCCCGUCGACGAUGGCUGAGAGGCCAGGGAGCAGCGGGACAGCACCGCUGCCCGUCUGGUCCUUGCCCGGUCCCCGCGGCCGCUCCCAAAGCGACAUCUCCUCCUUCUCCUCCUCCCGGAGGACCUGCCUGCUGCGGUCCAACGUGGGAGGCUCAGUUGAUGGUUUGGACAAGGCUUCGAUUGCUAACUCAGAUGGACCAGCCCCAGGAUCCCAAACUCCCCCCUUCAAGAGGAAGGGCAAGCUCUCCAACAUUGGCAAAAUCUUUAAACCUUGGAAAUGGCGGAAGAAGAAGACCAGUGACAAAUUCAGGGAAACAUCAGCAGUGUUGGAAAGGAAGAUUUCGACAAGACAAAGCAGAGAGGAGCUGAUAAGAAGGGGAGUGCUGAAGGAAAUGCCUGAGCAAGAUGGUGAUGUAACAGUAAAUUUUGAAACUUCAAAUGGACACACCAUAGCCAUUGGUGAAGAAACCAUACAGGAAGAAAAUAUAGUAAAAGCCAGUGGAAAUAAUGGCACUUUAUCAGAGAAAGCAUCAGCAUCAGAAGGAAAAACAGAAGAUCAGAAAGAGAGCACGGGUCACUGCCCAGAAACACCGACACCCCAUGCUCCACCACUGCCUAAGCCUAAGCCCAAACCUAAAAAAGCUCCACUGCCACCAAAAAAUGCCAUUGCUGCUUCCAGCACCACCAGCCAUAAGGGUAACGAAGCACCUCACGCUAAAAAAAAGGGAAAGGCUCCUGCUAAGCAGCCUCCUGUGCCGCCGCCCAAGCCAGCGGGUGCGGGCGCGAGUCGAGAAGCUGCUGGUUCCUCUCAUGCAAAAAAACUACCAGUCUCCAAGUCUUCUUCAUCACCAUCUCCUUCAUCCACAUCAUCUCAUCACAAAGCCACUAAGGAGACUUCCAGCAAAUCUGGCACAUCAGGGACUCCCAGGGGCAAGAAAAAGCCUGGGAAACAGUCAGCCCCACGAACAGCACCAGAUGGGGCUGCUUCUUCCCCCCCAGGCGCGACAGCCGACACUUUGGAAGCGAAGGCAGAAAAACCCAAGCCUGAGCAAACUUCCACAGUAAUUUUUGAAAUGGAGAAGGCAGACCAGUCGAGCAAGCUUGUUGUGCCCCCUCCUCCCAGCGCUGCCCCUCCUCCGCCUCCACUUCCACCUCCUUUUCCUGCUGCAGCUGGUCAGCCUGCUGGCUCCUCAGGUGCCCAAGAUGUGUCAGACAGCUGUGUGGCAGGGCCACACAGCCCUGGCUCGGACACAAAGCCUCUCCUGCAGACUGAGCGUGGCGCAGACAGGAGUCUGGGCAGUGCAGCCCUAGGCAGCGCUCCGGGUGCCGGAGGAGAAGACACAGAAAGCUUGGCCACCAAAGAAGACCAAGAAGGGGAGGCUUCAGAUCAAGCAUUCUCCGAACUAGUGGAGGAGGCUUCUGACGCUGCUGCCCCUCCUGAGAGUGAAAGCAGCAGAGAGAGCCAUGGCAGUGACUCGGACUCUGACGGGCCAAUCCUCUACACAGAUGAUGAUGAUGAUGAUGAUGAUGAUGAGAAUGCAAGUACUGAAAGCUCUUUGGCAAGUAAAAUCCGUCGUAGGGAUACUCUUGCUAUCAAACUUGGCAACAGACCAUCUAAGAAAGAGUUAGAAGACAAAAACAUCUUGCAGCGUACAUCUGAAGAGGAGAGGCAGGAAAUCAGACAUCAGAUUGGAACGAAGCUAGUGAGGAGGCUUAGCCAGAGGCCCACAACUGAAGAGCUGGAGCAAAGAAAUAUCCUGAAGCAGAAGAAUGAAGAAGAGGAACAGGAAGCCAAAAGAGAAAUAAAACGUAGACUCAGUAGAAAGCUCAGUCUGAGGCCUACAGUGGCUGAACUUCAAGCGAGAAGAAUCCUCCGAUUUAACGAGUACGUGGAGGUCACGGAAUCUCCGGAUUACGACCGUCGUGCUGACAAGCCUUGGGCCAGGUUAACUCCUGCAGACAAGGCAGCAAUACGGAAAGAACUGAAUGAAUUUAAAAGCACAGAAAUGGAAGUACAUGAGGAAAGUCGGCAAUUUACCAGGUUUCAUCGUCCAUAGCUGUUUGACCACAUCCUAUAAUUCAAGUAACAAUUUUCUUUGGGGAAAUCAUUGCGUCCUGAAGACCCGAAAUUGCACUGGAACUUGAUUGAGUAUGAGUGUGUGCAACAGCUUACUCUGAGGCUCAUGAAGAAAGUGGCCCUUGUCUUUGUCAAUGGACAAGUGAGAUUAGUCUAGGAGGAGAACCCACAGGAAGCAUUUGUCCAUGUCCAGACAGACCACAGCUCUGUGGCCAGCCCACACGGACAAGCCAGUGGACUUCUUUGUCAGAGCUCCACAAGUCAGGAAGUGCUGAAGACAAUCGCUGGAGAGCCUGCUGCCAGGAUCUCAUCAGGCUUCAUAGGGUUGGGACUGAGGGUAACAAAGGGGGAGGGUGGCAAAAGAACUGAGAGCUGGAGAAAAGAGACUUUGUCAAUCCACAGAGAAAAGUGGAAUGGAUGGGACUGCUCAACAAUGCACUUGGCCAGUGGGAAGAAUUAUUUUUUAAAAAAACCUGAGAGUGUGAGCAAUUGUGCAUGUAGGUUUUUUAGUGGCUGCAGCCUGUCUUAAGAAGAUAGCAAGCCAUAAAGCCUCUUGUCAUCAGUACUUUAGGAAGAACUGUCAUUUUCUUUGGUGCCAGUAAAUACAGUUGCCAGAAAUUAGUCCUAGUAUAACUCAACCGUCUUUUUUUAAAUCCCAGUGCUCAUGCUUCAGGAAAACACAUGGAACAUUCAUACAGAACAAGUCAUAUAUUUUUUGGGUUUUUAAUGUUGACAUACUCUGGAUCCUCAGAAAUACAUAAACAGGAUUUGAAGGACAAAUAAUGUGACACUAUGAAUGCAAUGAAAUGCUUUAUGUUUAGAAGACACCUUGCUGUCUGUCACUUGCCAUUCUAACCAGAGGGAUCAUUAUCUUUGUCAUCCAUGGCAGGCAGUAGUGACAAUUUUGACAUCAUGCUAGUGUGAAUCCAAAGUUAGAAUUGAAAUUAGGCACAGAAGUCUUUAUUAAUAGGCCUGAGCGGUGAUUACUAAUGCAACGUUUUUCGCUUAAGGACUCUUGCACUGCUUUGAGGAAGAGCUCCCAGAUGAAUCAGUAUGUCUUCAGUUAGUGGUCCUUCAAAAGUGAAAGAAAAACCCUUGGGGUGUCUCCAGUCUGUUUUUGUUGAGUGUGAAGAAUGCUUCUUAGAUUUGUCAUUUUUUAUACUAUCUUGAAAUUGUACAUGUGAAUACAGUACUAUUAAAAUUAAGUGGUAUGGAGUGUGAAAGGCAAUACAUGGUUUUUCUAAGUUGGCCCAAAGGCCUAUUAAAAAGCCUGUGGUGUUGUUUACACUAAGAAAUUUUCUGUCUUAUAUUAGCACUUAUUUAUCCUUUGAACUAGUGUACACAACUUUGAGCAGGGGGGGUCUGGAAUUCACAUAUGCAUACAUUUAAUGCAGUAUUACAAUAUAUUUGCUAUUUAUCCUUUCUAAUGUGUGUACAUACUACAAUUUAUUUUUGUCUUUUAUGUGUCCUGUUCAGUUUUUAAUUAUAAAGUGUAAGUAUUUCUUUUUCUGGCAAUAAAUGGUCUGUGUAGAUGUGAUUUUUACCUCAGAACCUCUGAUAGAUUCUUGUGGAAUGUGUUUAGUUUAUAAAAUUGAAGGUUGUUGUUAGAGAUGUCAGCCUAAAGGCAGGAAGGCAAUUUGGUGGCUAAAAUUAGAUAUCCCUCUAAAGAGCUAUUUACAACAAGACCAGGUUUGCAUAAAUGAGGUGGAUUAUUUUAGUGAAGAGCACCUCUAGUAACAGGAAAGUGCUUUCCAACAGCUGUCAUUCUCUGUCACCAUUAUUUUUUAAGACAUUGGCAAACCUUUUUUUAAAAAACAUAAGAUUUAAAUGACUGUUAGGAUCCAUUACACUUUGGUAAAAGUCUAAUAAUGUACAAGCCACAAAACAUCAAUAACCAAAUUUAAAAAGCCAUCUACAUGCCUGUAGCAAAGAAAAGGAAGCAGCACCUUCCUUUUUAAAUGGAAUCAAUAAGAGCCAUUAGGAUUCCAUUUGCAGAAAAUAAUCUUCUGGAAAGCCCAUCAUUCUAUAAAUAUAGAAACACCACUGACAUCAAGGAAGCAGUGAAAAUGUAUUCUUUGGCACUAAAUCAUACAGGAAUUAGCAGGGCAUUAGAGACAAGGUUUGUCAGCAAUUCUGGUAGAAUGCUAAUUUUUAUUUUUUAGAAUUUGAAGAGUAAACUUAAGAGUUGCACUAGAAUAGUUCUGCUUCAACUUUUUUUUGCUGAUGUUGCCAAAUUAGGAAUGUGUAUCCAAAAUCAUAUAAAGGUCUACUAUGUUGAUUUUGAAGUAUAGAACACAUUAUUUCGCUUCAGAGGAAAUGAAUGGAGCAAAUAAAUAGAUCUCAGUGUUGCCUUAAUCAUGUUGAAACACUUGAAAGCAGCCAAGAUACUGAAGACAGAAAGACAGAUGUGGUACAGGCAGGAUAACUCCGAAAAAGGUAAUGUCAGACUAUAAAUAUUUUAAAUAUAACACAGCCGCUCCACCACCAUGCCAAGGUACACGCAGGUUACACAAGAAAACUUAAACUUGUUAAACUCUUAGGUUAAAGUGAAAAAAUUGACUUUGCAAGAAGACAUUCCUCUAUACUAGGCCUGGACCAUGGAUGGAAAGUCAUGUGGCCACCUUUUUGUAAUAACACAAAGAUGAGGAUAUAACUUCUGGCUCAGACUUCUUCAAGCUGAAGUUAUGUCACAAGAAAUAAGGAUGCAUAGGUAAGGUAUCACUCAGGCUUUCCCUAUCCUCCUUCUGGGGCUGGAUGGGUUUUUUUCAAGUAUUCCCUUCAAGGCAUUGCUAGAUUCAGGACAUUAGCCUUGGUAGAGAUGCUGAGUUAAUUCUUAAUUUCUUACUAUUUUGAUAAUUAUCAGAUGCAGAUCAGAUUGGUUGGCCCACAGUUCAGCAAACUAAUUAAGUACAUUUACAUAACUGGACAAAGAGCUGCCUUUAUCGGAACUUAUGUAAAAUCCUACGUAGU
Messenger RNA from Ficedula albicollis (Collared flycatcher), 5086 nucleotides. RefSeq names its product phosphatase and actin regulator 2 (gene PHACTR2). Bases 51 to 2096 code for a protein of 681 amino acids. The record is from RefSeq and is a predicted model, not a curated record. Lineage: Eukaryota; Metazoa; Chordata; Aves; Passeriformes; Muscicapidae. Gene Ontology annotation, molecular function: actin binding. Gene Ontology annotation, biological process: actin cytoskeleton organization. The transcript has 13 exons.